Messenger RNA from Cicer arietinum (chickpea), 1944 nucleotides. RefSeq lists its product as uncharacterized. The record is from RefSeq and is a predicted model, not a curated record. NCBI's taxonomy places the organism in Eukaryota, Viridiplantae, Streptophyta, Magnoliopsida, Fabales, Fabaceae. Gene Ontology annotation, molecular function: GPI-anchor transamidase activity. Gene Ontology annotation, biological process: attachment of GPI anchor to protein; proteolysis. Gene Ontology annotation, cellular component: GPI-anchor transamidase complex.
UUGUUUCUGUUUUUACUCUUACUAUUCCAUCUACCCUUUCACCCAAAACUCCAAAACCAUCCUGAUUUUGCCAUCAUCCAAGACCACCGAUCUUCUUCCACUUUCCGGCACCGGCAGCGUUAUCCGGCAACCCUGCACCGUCCUUCCUUCUUUCUCAAUCCUUUAGUUCUGAGAUAAGUUUAUGAAUCAUCACAUCUCACCACUCAAGCCACAAUGCUUUUUAACAGAUGAUCAAUUCCACAUCUGAAAGAGAACAAAUUUGGUAAAGGUGCAAGAUUAAAACAUGAGAUUCCAGAUCCUAAACUUUUUAAAACUCUCAAUGAAAGCGCUGGUGAUAUUAUUGCUGAUAUUUUUGACAAAUAUCAGCCACUCUGUAGCAUACUCUUCUUCUUCUUCUUCUUCUUCUUCAUCUGAGACGACAAUGCACACUAAUAAUUGGGCUGUUUUAGUCUGCACCUCUCGUUUCUGGUUUAAUUAUCGACAUAUGGCCAAUACUUUGUCAUUGUAUAGGACAGUUAAACGGCUAGGAAUACCUGAUGAGAGGAUUAUACUCAUGCUAGCAGAUGACAUGGCAUGUAAUGCAAGAAACAAGUACCCUGCCCAAGUUUUUAAUAAUGAAAACCAUAGACUUAACUUGUAUGGGGAUAAUGUGGAGGUAGAUUAUCGUGGCUAUGAAGUAAAUGUGGAAAACUUUCUGCGGGUACUAACAGGUCGUCAUGAGGCUGCUGUUCCGAGGUCCAAACGACUUCUUAGUGAUGAAGGAAGUCAUAUUCUUUUGUAUAUGACAGGACAUGGAGGGGAUGAGUUUUUAAAAUUUCAGGACUCAGAAGAGCUUCAAAGUCACGAUUUAGCUGAUGCUGUGAAGCAAAUGAAAGAGAAGCACCGGUUUAAGGAGCUGCUGAUAAUGGUGGACACCUGCCAAGCUUAUACCCUGUUCUCACAGCUUCAAUCACCAGGUGUUUUGGCAAUUGGAAGUAGCAUGAAAGGAGAGAAUUCAUAUUCGCAUCACUUGGACUCAGAUGUGGGUGUUUCAGUUGUUGAUCGUUUUACAUUCUACACUCUUGCCUUCUUUGAGAGGCUGAAUAUAUAUGACAAUGCUUCAUUGAGCAGUCUUUUCAGUUCAUAUAAUCCAAAUUUGUUGAUGUCAACUGCACAUUACAGAAUGGACCUGUAUAAACGACAUUUGGAGGAGGUACCUGUGACAAACUUUUUUGGCUCUGUAAUGAAAACAAUACACACUGAUUCAGCCUACAGGUCUCAGGCGAAUAAAUUUUUUGGUUCUAAAACUAAAAGGUCUUUGGAUCAAUCAAUCUCCGACAUUGACAGAAGAAUUUUGAGAAACUCUGAUAAUGAGGAUCAAUUAAGUACAGAGGAACAUUUUCAUGGUGUUGGACAACUAUGGAAUACUAUUCUCAGCAAAGUGAAUCCUAUUGAAAGCAUUGAUGCUUUUGUGUGCUAUGGCCUUGUUUCAAUGCUUCCUCUGUUGAUAGUUUCUGCGUGGCUAUCAUUGUAGAUGAUUGCAGCGAUGUUCUUUUAUGUCAGAUGUUAUGGUUGCUUGCAAUGCAAUUUCACUUGAAAGAGCAGAUUAUUAAGGAUUGCAUUAUUUAUGUGAGCGCAUAGGUCUGAGAGAGCGGCAUAUAAAACUGUAUUCUGGUAGUCAGUUAUUUUCCCUUGGUGGUGGGGCGAUGUCGUGGUUCCUCGUGUUCUGGUAAUACAGAUCCAUGGUAGUGUAUUGCUAAAUGAAGAGAUCCUUUGUGGUGGUAUGAUUUUCUCAUCUUUACAGCUUUAGGGGAUUAACUCAAUAGUAGUUUUAGAUGUGAAUUCAGCUAAGGUAAAUUUUAUGUGUAAUGUACGAAUGCAUGAUGGACUCAUGUCUUUUAUGAAAAUUUUCUAACAAGUAUUUAACAUACAUUAUUAGAAGACUUGAUAUGUUUUUAGGUGCAA